Molecule: messenger RNA, 2064 nt
Organism: Mya arenaria
Lineage: Eukaryota; Metazoa; Mollusca; Bivalvia; Myida; Myidae
Product: UDP-glucose 4-epimerase-like
Exons: 11
Coding region: 284-1459 (391 amino acids)
Biological process (GO): beta-D-galactose catabolic process via UDP-galactose, Leloir pathway
Cellular component (GO): cytosol
Molecular function (GO): UDP-glucose 4-epimerase activity
Source: RefSeq, a predicted model, not a curated record
CGAACUUACAAACCAUCAGCUGAUCUGUCGGUGUUGUCAGAUGCUACUUUAUUCGUAAUAUCAAACCCACCCAUUUACUCAGCUUUACCAGCCCACUCUCGCAUCCAAUUAUUAGGCAGUGAGAGGGUCAACUGAGGGUUCAGGUCUGAACUGGAGGUAGUCAUCAUAUUAAGACUUCUGUACCUGCCAUCAACAAGCUUAAAUUCUUCGAUUUAUACUUAGCUUGAAAUUUGAACAAUAUUUCGACCUACGCUAAAGCAAUGUGAUCCAGCUGCGUCCUCAGAUGUCAGUGAAAGGAGUGUUGGUUACGGGGGCGGCAGGGUAUGUUGGGACCCAUGCAAUCACAGAGCUUAUCCAAGAAGGGUUCAAGGUCAUAGCUCUUGACUAUAGGCAGGAUGCACUUACAGAUGCUGCGGCUCGUAUAAAAGCAGUCACUGGGACGGAGAUUCAGGUCUUCUGUGUCGACUUAUGUGACAAACAUGAGAUUGCCAAUGUGUUUCAGCAGGUGGACGUUUCUCAUGUUUUACACCUGGCAGGGCUGAAGGCUGUGCGUCAGUCACACGGAAGCCCUCUUGCCUUCUAUAACGCCAAUGUUGUUGCCACCAUCAACCUUCUUGAGGUGAUGUUAGAACAUGGGGUGUGCAAUAUACUAUUCUCCAGCUCAUCAAAGGUUUAUGGCACACCCAGUUACCUCCCCCUAGAUGAGACUCAUCCCACAGGGGCGUGUACUAACCCGUACGGCCGGACAAAAUACAUGGUCGAGGAAAUUCUUAGGGAUACAGCAGCUUCAAACCAGAAUUUCAAGGUGACAGUCCUACGCUUCUUCAACCCCUGUGGGGCGCAUGGCUCAGGCCUUCUGGGGGAGGAUCGAAGCCAACCCCCUCAAAACCUUCUCCCCCUUAUAUGUCAAGUUGCCCUUGGUCGUCGGGAUCAUCUUACUGUAUAUGGCAGUGACUACAACACACCCGAUGGCACAGCUGUGAAAGCAUACACACAUAUUGCUGAUAUUUCUAGAGGUGUAUCAGCUGCCUUACAAUGUCCACAUAAGGACAAAAACUUCAGGGUAUACAACCUAGGAACAUCAAAAACCUAUUCUAUUCUGGAGCUGGUGAAAAUGUUUGAAAAUGUCUCAGGGAAAACGGUGCCUGUGGAAUUCUGUGGUAGAAAACCAGGAGAGAUUGGUGCAUGUUCAGCAGAUAAUUCUUGCGCCCACAGGGACCUUGGGUGGACUCCGCAAUUUGAUCUCAGGCGCAUGUGUGAAGAUAUGUGGAGAUGGGCAACUUCAACAGACCAACCUGAAAGUAACAUAUCGGCUAACCAAAUGUCAAAUAAGGGAAGCACCAAUCAGCAACCAGAAUCAAAGGGAACCAGUAGCCAAUCAAAAUUUAAAAGCACUAGUCAUCAACCAUGCCAGACUUGCCAGUUAUCAGAAUCCAGAGAUAUAAGCAUUGGAAACUAGUCAUGUUUUAGACACACAAGGUUUAUAUAGGCUACAAUUUUUUAUAUGAUAUAUCAAACAUGUCAACCUUACCCCUCUCGAUUGCCCCCGCUAGCAUAGUGAAGAUUUUCUUUAUGCUUAUUUUAAUAUUUUUUGGUUAACUGGAUAUAAGGCCAUUAUACCGAAGGUUCGCUGCUUCUGCUGUAAGGAGAAACAAAGAAGUGGCAGUAGACUCUAGAGCAGUUACCGAAAAACUAUGACAUAGAAGCGAACUUUGGAGUUAUGACUUUAAAACUAAGACAAAACAGCGCACUUUGGAGUUGUGGCAUCAAAACCAAGACAUAGUAGCAACCUUGGAGAUGUGCCAUUAAAACAUUGAAAAGACAUUGAAGCAAACUUUUGAGUAAUGGCUUUAAAACUAAGACAAAAUAUUGCACUUUGGAGUUGUGACAUCAAAACUAAGACAUAGCAGCAAACUUUGGAGUUGUGACAUAAAAACGAAGACAAAGUAGCAAAUUUUAGAGUAAUGACUUUAAAACCAAGACAUAAUAGCUAACUUUGGAGUUGUGACAUCAAAACUGAGACAAAGAAGCAAACUUUACAGUAAUGACAUCAAAACUGAGACA